Hippopotamus amphibius kiboko is the source of this 1476-nucleotide messenger RNA. It is a transcript of the gene NMRAL1, whose product is annotated as NmrA like redox sensor 1. NCBI's taxonomy places the organism in Eukaryota, Metazoa, Chordata, Mammalia, Artiodactyla, Hippopotamidae. The record is from RefSeq and is a predicted model, not a curated record. The transcript has 6 exons. The coding region runs from base 37 to 981 and encodes 314 amino acids.
GGCACCCCCGGCCCCUUCGCCGACUCUGCGCCUCUCAUGGCCCCCAGACCUCUCCGGACCGCGUUUCCCGCUCCCGCUCUCAUGGCGGACAAGAAGCUGGUGGUCGUGUUUGGAGCUACAGGUGCCCAGGGGGGCUCAGUGGCCCAGACACUGCUGGAAGAUGGGACAUUCAGGGUCCGAGUGGUGACCCGGGACCCUGGGCAGAGGGCAGCAAAGGAGCUGAGGCUGCAAGGUGCAGAAGUAGUGCAGGGAGACCAGGAUGACGAGGCCAGCAUGGAGCUGGCCCUGACUGGGGCUCAUGCCACCUUCAUCGUGACCAACUACUGGGAGAACUGCAGCCAGGAGCAGGAGGUCAAGCAGGGAAAGCUGCUAGCCGAUCUGGCCAAACGCCUGGGCCUGCGCUACGUGGUCUACAGUGGCCUAGAGAACAUCAAGAAGCUGACAGCUGGGAGACUGGCAGCAGGACACUUUGACGGCAAAGGGAAAGUGGAGGAAUAUUUCCGGGACAUCAGCGUCCCCAUGACCAGUGUGCGGCUGCCCUGCUAUUUCGAGAACCUCCUUUCCUACUUCCUGCCCCAAAAAGCCCCAGAUGGAAAGAGCUACUUGCUGAGCUUGCCUAUGGGUGAUGUGCCCAUGGACGGCAUGUCCGUGACUGACCUGGGCCCCGUGGUGCUCAGCCUGCUGAAAAUGCCGGAAGAAUACAUCGGCCGGAACAUCGGGCUCAGCACCUGCAGGCACACAGCGGAGGAGUACGCCUCCCUGCUCUCCAAGCACACCGGGAAGGCUGUGCGCGAUGCCAAGACAAGCCCCGAGGACUAUGAGAAGCUUGACUUUCCCGGUGCCCAGGACCUGGCCAACAUGUUCCGUUUCUAUGCCCUGAAACCCGACCGUGACAUUGAACUGACCCUGAGGCUCAACCCCAAGGCCAGGACACUGGACCAGUGGCUGGAGCAGCACAAAGGAGACUUUGCAGGGCUGUGACCCUGCCCACCUCUCAGCCCCUUCUGGGGGGACAGAAGGCCCCCAGGUGCAGCGGCCUUUAGAUGUGGGUGAUCUCAAAACAGGCUGGAAAGAAACCCCCGAAGCAACACUGCAGAUCUGUGGACCCCAGGUCAUAAGAUUUGGACACUGCUGAGGAAAGGUGACACUGCCCGCAACAAAGGCUGGGAAGGGAAACCAGGGAAGGAACCACCCAGCCUGCUUGGCGGGUAGACUCCCAGGCAUUUGGAGGGCUUCCCUCUCCCACUCGCUUUGGAGAAGAUGAAGUCUCAGAGGACACAGCCAGUGGGCUGACUGGUGUCUGCAUGGGCUUGAGAAACCUCCGCCUUGUGUCUCUACCACCCUGCCUCGGGAUCUGCUGAGGGCACUGAAAGGGUGGCAGGGCUGCCACAUUCAUUCAGUCCUGUUCAUUAACUGAUUCACUGAAAAUGUACUUCUCUGAUAACUUACCAGUGCACUGGGCCCUAAAUAACAAUA